GGACAGAACACUUUGCUGCGAACCGAACCAGCGACCACUUGGCUUCCAGUGAGAACAGACAGCCAUAAUGGAACCCAAACCUCAGAAGAGUCCAGGCAAACAAUUUACAUUAUAUUAUGAAAAUGAAGUCUGCAAACAAGAUUACUUUAUUAAAUCACCACCUCCUCAGCUUUUCUUCUCUGCGACCUCUUGGAAAAAGCGGUUUUUCAUCCUGUCAAAGAGUGGGGAAAAGAGCUUUAGCCUUUCCUAUUACAAAGACCAUCAUUACCGAGGGUCUGUUGAAAUUGAUCGCAAUUCCAGUAUAGAAGUUGGCAUCAGUAGCCAAGAAAAAAUGCAAUCUGUACAGAAGAUGUUUAAAUGCCAUCCUGAUGAAGUGAUGUCCAUUAGGACCACUAACAGGGAAUACUUCCUCAUUGGCCAUGACAGGGAGAAGAUUAAAGACUGGGUCUCCUUCUUGUCAGCACUCUGCCGGGGUAUAAAAGCAGCGCACCAGAGUACAGAGGAGAAACUCUCAUUGGGUGAUAAAAGGCCCUCUUCCGACCCCAGCCCUCUCCUUGGUCCUUCCCGCAUGCCGGAGGCUGUGAGCACCGCUACACCAAGAAACAGUCUUCCAAACAUGCAUUUAAUGAAGAAAAGUCCUCCAGAACUCAGAGAAGCUCAUCUACCGCAGGCCUUCUUUUCAGAGACCCCUCAAGAUACAGAAGAAGAGAGUCAUUACGUUAAUCCUCGAAGUAUUCUUUUAGAGUUGGAUAAUAUUGCUGCCAAUGAUUCUGAUGAACCCGUUGAACCCAUUGCACCUGAUAGUCCGGACCAGGUCUCCAAGGCAGUAGAGCAUCAUUACAUGUCAAUGAAAUCCUGUGUUUUCAAGGAGACGUCCCAUGAGUCCACUGAUGGCAAGGAGGAAUCCAAGACCCUGGCAGGGAUCCAGAAUGGAGAGCUUCACCUGCAAGGACAAGGCUCAGAAACAGGCUCCAGUCUCUCGCCUACCAAUACGGAAGCGCAAAUCGCGAAUGACAAACGGGGAUCGGCCUCACUAAGUGUUGUGCAAUUGUCUAUACUAAUCAAUAACAUCUCUGAUGAAAGCCAAGUGGAGAAACUGAAUGUGUUCCUUUCUCCUCCUGACAUCAUCAACUAUCUAUCUCUCAGAGAAGCUGCAGGACGGAUAUGUGUGGCUCAGUGGGAUGGCCCUCCGCGCCUGGGAUGCUUAUUUUUUCAUGGAGAUCACCUUUUGGCUGUGAAUGACCUAAAGCCCCGGAGCCUGGAGGAGGGCUCCUUAUUUCUCUGCCGGUCCAUCCAGAGGGAGAAAGUAAAACUCACCAUCGGUCGGAUCCCAAAUUCAGAGAAAUUCCACUCAAUAGCCUGUACAUGCCACUUACAAGACCAAGGUGUUCAACCUCCCCAACUGGAUACGUCUGUACUGGAGAGGACACUGAAGAGGAGUCCAGCCAUUAAAAAGGGUCAGCAGAAAGGAUCUGAAGAGUAACGUGCUGGGGCCCACUGCUGCCGAGUGAAGGCGGGCCUGGACUCUGCACUGGGCUCUGCCCCUCACUGCUGUGUGAUAGCUGGCAAUCAGCACAUCUCUCUGAAUUUCUCCAUCUGCAUCUUAACAACGGGAAUAACCACCCCUUCUCUGGCUAUUGCAUCAGGGGUGUUGAGAGGCCCAAGUGGGAUAAUGACUGUGGGACACAGUGAAAAUG
This is a messenger RNA of Hippopotamus amphibius kiboko, 1697 nucleotides long. RefSeq names its product pleckstrin homology domain containing S1 (gene PLEKHS1). The coding region runs from base 68 to 1483 and encodes 471 amino acids. The record is from RefSeq and is a predicted model, not a curated record. NCBI's taxonomy places the organism in Eukaryota, Metazoa, Chordata, Mammalia, Artiodactyla, Hippopotamidae. The transcript has 13 exons.